UUUAAUAAUCAAUUUUUCAUUACGAAUCGGAGAUGACUCUUCAGCUGAUUCAUUGAGAAGAUCCAACACAAAGUAACGAUUCGUUCAAGAAUCAGACAGGAUAUGCAAAACCUGAGGCAUUAAGCAAAUAUUUAAAAAUAAACAUUUUGGGAAGCUUGUGCAUAUUAAGUGCAUGGUUGUACAAGAUAUCUCAAUACCGAAAAAAAGGAAAGCAUGAUUAGAGUGACAUUUUUUCAGUUUUCCUCUAAAGCAUAUGAAAUAUUAACAUUGCAAGCAUUAAAAGUCUCAGUAAACGUUGAUCGCACCACGAACAUAAAGAUCUGGUCUUGCUGAGUGUGCGCGGCCGAUCUUUAUUACAUACAGAUCAGAUCAAAGCGCGCCGCCCUUGAACGCGCAGGAGCGCGCGGGCAGAUUAAUGUAGGAUUUGAGCACCUGACUAAGUAACGGGAAACUGCUGAUCACUGGAUGAACGCGCACUGGAACCUUUUAAUUUAAUUGCUGAAUGGAUUAUUGAACCGUAAUUCUUACUUUUGCAUUGCUGUCCCUUUUAAAGUUAAAGAAGAUGGACUGAACCAAAAGUGAUUUAAUUGGCAGUGCUUUGUAAUGAUCUUGUAAUGUUUCCGAAGGAUGUUCACCAAGAGUCACAAUGAGCUGUCAAACUGUUAACCUGUAAAUUUAGGCUACUGUGCCUUUUAAAUAUAGCUAUUGAACCAAACUGACUAGAAACAAAAGAGAUGAACUGAAUAUUUGACUUGUACUAAAGGUCGUUUUAUGAGCUUAGCUGCGGCCGUCUGUCAAUGUCAGGUCACCGUUUUGUUUUGUGCCCUUCGACAUCAUUUGCAAAGGUUACAGAAUACAACAGUUCGUCGUUUUGUUGAACAUGAGAAAAUCUUUUUUUAAACGAGCAAAGGUAUUGCCUUGGAUCAGUAAUGUGACUCUGUACGGAUGCCUGUUCGCCGGUGGGGAUUUCGUCCAUCAGUGCAUCGCGCAGAGAGAUGAGAUGGACUGGAGGCACACGAGAAACGUGGCGAUUGUUGCUCUGAGUUUCCAAGGUAACUUCAAUUACUUCUGGUUACGAGCCUUAGAACAUCGUUUCCCGGGAAGAUCUGCUAGUAUGAUUCUCCGCAAACUGCUUUUGGACCAAACUUUUGCUUCACCUUUGGCGACCAGUGUCUUCUACACAGGUGUGAGUUUCUUAGAGGGCAAAGAGGACAUAUUUGCAGACUGGCGAGAAAAGUUUUUUAAUACAUACAAGACUGGACUAAUGUACUGGCCAUUCAUGCAGUUUCUGAAUUUUGUUCUGAUGCCUCUCUAUCUGAGGACAGCAUUUAUGGGCUGUUCAGCAUUCCUGUGGGCCACGUUCUUAUGUUUCUCACGGCAGAGUGGGGAUGGGACAGCAGCAGUGGCCUUAGCUUGGGUCAUGGCCCCCAAAAAACGGCUUCUACCUCGCAGUACCGACGAGGAGAAAUAGAGAUACAGUGGCGCACAUGAACAACUUUGUGCCUUUGCGGUUGGACAGUUGUGUCCCACAAUGGUACUGUAUUGAGGCUGUGUUUAUAAAUCUUGUCACAUUAUGAUCUUAUUAAAAGUUAUAUUAAAUUAACUUAUAACUAAUGUGUGCACACAUUUUAUUUAUAUUUAUGCUAAAAAAACACUUUAUUUUGUAUAGCUUUACGUUUUAUGUUAUUCAGUUUGUUUAUAUGGAAGGGAAAUGAAUUGUGUCUUUAUAAAUUUUACUGCAUAGUGUUGCUGCGUGGUUUGGAGGGGUCUUGUGACAUUUAUGCCUCAGUUCCCCUCAGUCCCUUGAUCCAGCUCUGACAUUAGGUUGCCAUUUAACCCAAAUACCUUAUUAAUUUAUUGAAAAAUGAAAAAAGGGACACUAUGCAGUGUUUUUUUCAAACAUGACUAUCUUUCCAAAGAGAAACUUUGCAUAACAUGCACAUUUAUUCAUAAGGGAUGCAGUGAUCGAAAGAUUUGUAUAUUAUUAAAAAUAUUUAUUGUGAUUAUAUAUUGCUUUCUGCAGUUUACACAAUGUAUUUUAGUUAGAUCAGAUUGUUUGUAGAUGAGUUGUAAAGUUUCUGUUUUAUGAAAAAGUGUAUGUGAGAGGUGAGGUAUUUAACCAUGUAGAAUUGUGAAACGCAGCAGCUUAAUGUAGAUUUUAUGAGAUAUUGAGGGUGAUGCUGGGUAACAGAUAAACAGCUUUUCCGGUACUGAUUGUCUGUGAUGGAUUAGGCAGGAUCACACACUUGCUAAUCUUGGAAGGGCAAAAAUGUCUGCUGUGCGCGCUCUGUCUUCUAUGCAUGACCUCUGAUAACAGUUGACAGAAAUCCUCUAUUAGGUACAUGUAUGUCAUGACUUUGGCAUAUUACAGUAGUCAAAAUUUGAAGUGGAUCAAAAAAGUUAAUCAAAAUUGUCCUAAGAACUAAGUUGUCCUAAGCGGAAAGUUUAAGGACAACAUUUAGGACAAUGCUUUUUUAUUUUGGUUUUAAAAUGGAUGAUAUUUUAGACAAAUUAAGAAGGGUGUGAAUAAACAUUAAAAGUGUUUCA
Messenger RNA from Megalobrama amblycephala (Wuchang bream), 2547 nucleotides. It is a transcript of the gene mpv17l, whose product is annotated as MPV17 mitochondrial membrane protein like. Lineage: Eukaryota; Metazoa; Chordata; Actinopteri; Cypriniformes; Xenocyprididae. The record is from RefSeq and is a predicted model, not a curated record. The transcript is spliced from 4 exons. Bases 881 to 1471 code for a protein of 196 amino acids. Gene Ontology annotation, cellular component: membrane; cytoplasm.